This is a messenger RNA of Anopheles marshallii, 1179 nucleotides long. RefSeq lists its product as uncharacterized. The transcript has a single exon. The record is from RefSeq and is a predicted model, not a curated record. NCBI's taxonomy places the organism in Eukaryota, Metazoa, Arthropoda, Insecta, Diptera, Culicidae. Bases 1 to 1179 code for a protein of 392 amino acids.
AUGAAUGGAUUCUUUCAGCUCAAUCCAUACUAUAAUGACAUUAAGCAGGAAAUCGUGUCCCCGUAUGCAGCACCCGUCGUCGUUGCGACCACUUCACCGCAAACAGUACAGAACGUUGCACAGUCCGGCAACGGUACCGAACGCACCCUAGGCAUACAUCAAAGUUUGACCAAAAGCCAGCGACGGUUUUUGCACGAAAGCCCCGAAGCUCGUGCCAAGCGGCUGGCCCGGAACGCGGAGCGUAUGCGUCAGAAGCGGGCGGCCGAAUCCGAGGACGAGUAUCGCAAACGAAUGGCACAGAACGCGGAAAGGAUGCGAAAGAAGCGUGCCGCAGAAACGGAGGAAGAGUAUCGAAACCGGAUGCAGCGCAACGUGGAAUGUAAAUCGGGCGAAGAGUAUCAGAUCCGGUUGGCCAAGAACGCCGAACGGAACCGUAUGCGGCGGCAAAAUGAGACUGAUCUAGAGCGCAGCAUACGGCGGGCCCGUAGUGCGGCUCGCGAACGGUUGCGACGUGCGAUGGAAACGCCGGAACAGCGCGCAAUACGACUGGCAAAACUGGCUGAACGUAUGCGCAUUUCGCGAGCCAACGAAACCCCCCACCAACGGGCGCUAAGAUUAGCCAAAAAUGCGGCCAAGGCGAAGGAACGGCUGUUGAAUGAAACACCCGAACAGUGGAUCGACCGGAAGCGAAAAAAGGCGGAGUAUGCAAGGCAAAAGCGUGGUGCCGCGGCCGCUGCCGCCAAACUAGGCCUACCGACCACCUGUACCUCGUCCAGCAGCAAUGCCAGCUCUACCAGCCUCAGCGUCCCGUCAACACCGGGCGACACGGUUAGCUUCACCCACGCACCGACGACCAACACGGCGUACAACCUCGAACCUUCCCAUUCGCUCUCGCAAACAUCGCUCGUAUCGUUGUCGACGACGGACCUGAAAGACAUUAAGCUAAUAGCACAAAAACCGGGCCAAAUGUUGCAACUGCCGGAGCAACUGUACGCUACAUCACACAUCCCAUUCAACGGGACCGACCUGAAACCGCCUGAAUUUCUGACCGCCAACAGUCAAUCGGGCCCGCCACACAUCAUGCAGCCGGAGCUGUACAAGUUUCACAUACUGCCCUACACGUUCUCACCCACUGCCGGUGCUGUGCAUCCAACGCAGGCGGAUUACAAAGGCAAAUAG